Molecule: messenger RNA, 6432 nt
Organism: Tupaia belangeri chinensis (Chinese tree shrew)
Lineage: Eukaryota; Metazoa; Chordata; Mammalia; Scandentia; Tupaiidae
Gene: PI4KA
Product: phosphatidylinositol 4-kinase alpha
Exons: 56
Biological process (GO): phosphatidylinositol phosphate biosynthetic process; phosphatidylinositol-mediated signaling
Cellular component (GO): plasma membrane; cytoplasm
Molecular function (GO): 1-phosphatidylinositol 4-kinase activity
Source: RefSeq, a predicted model, not a curated record
AAAAGCUGCUCUGCAUGUGUCCAGUCGAUUUCCACGGGAUCUUCCAGUUAGAUGAGAGGCGGAGAGACGCAGUCAUCGCGUUGGGCAUUUUUCUCAUUGAAUCUGAUCUCCAGCACAAAGACUGUGUGGUUCCUUACCUUCUUCGACUUCUCAGAGGUCUUCCCAAAGUGUAUUGGGUAGAAGAAAGCACAGCUCGGAAAGGCAGAGGUGCCCUUCCGGUCGCAGAGAGCUUCAGCUUCUGCUUGGUUACUUUGCUGUCCGACGUGGCCUACAGGGACCCUUCACUUGGGGACGAGAUUUUAGAAGCACUUUUGCAGGUUUUGCACGUCCUUUUGGGAAUGUGCCAAGCCUUGGAGAUCCAAGAAAAAGAAUACCUGUGCAAGUACGCGAUCCCCUGCCUGAUUGGAAUCUCGCGAGCGUUUGGGCGUUACAGCACCACGGAAGAGUCUCUCCUCUCGAAGCUCUUUCCCAAAGUCCCCCCUCAUUCCCUGCGAGUCCCAGAAGAGCUCGAAGGUGUUCGGCGGCGUUCUUUCAAUGACUUCCGCUCCAUCCUGCCCAGCAACCUGCUGACGGUCUGUCAGGAGGGCACCCUGAAGAGGAAGACCAGCAGCGUGUCCAGUAUCUCUCAGGUCAGCCCUGAACGUGGCAUGCCCCCUCCUGGCUCCCCUGGAGGAUCGGCCUUUCACUAUUUUGAAGCCUCUUGCUUGCCUGAUGGGACGGCGCUGGAGCCUGAGCACUACUUCUCCACCAUCAGCUCCAGCUUCUCCGUCUCUCCCCUGUUCAAUGGCGUCACCUACAAGGAGUUCAACAUUCCGCUGGAGAUGCUCCGGGAGCUCUUAAACUUGGUGAAGAAGAUCGUCGAGGAGCCUGUUCUCAAAUCGCUGGACGCAGUCGUAGCCAGCGUGAUGGAGGCCAACCCCAAUGCUGACCUCUACUACACGACCUUCAGCGACCCCCUCUACCUGGCCAUGUUCAAGAUGCUGCGCGACACCCUGUACCACAUGAAGGACCUCCCGACCUCCUUCGUGAAGGAGAUCCACGACUUUGUGCUGGAGCAGUUCAACACAAGCCAAGGGGAGCUCCAGAAGAUCCUCCACGAUGCAGACCGGAUCCACAGUGAGCUGAGCCCCCUCAAGCUGCGCUGCCAGGCCAACGCCGCCUGCGUGGACCUCAUGGUGUGGGCCGUGAAGGACGAGCAGGGUGCAGAAAACCUUUGCAUCAAGCUGUCCGAGAAGCUGCAGUCCAAGACGUCCAGCAAGGUCAUCAUCGCACACUUGCCCCUGCUCAUCUGCUGCCUGCAGGGCCUGGGCCGCCUGUGCGAGCGGUUCCCGGUGGUGGUGCACUCGGUGACACCGUCGUUGCGAGACUUCCUGGUCAUCCCGUCCCCGGUGCUGGUCAAGCUCUACAAGUACCACAGUCAGUACCACACAGUCGCCGGCAGCGAUAUAAAAAUCAGUGUGACCAAUGAGCAUUCCGAGCCGGCCCUGAACGUCACGCCGGGCAAGAAGAGCCAGCCCUCCAUGUACGAGCAGCUGCGGGACAUCGCCAUCGACAACAUCUGCAGGUGCCUGAAGGCCGGCCUCACCGUGGACCCUGUGAUCGUGGAAGCCUUCCUGGCCAGCCUCUCCAAUCGGCUCUACAUCUCCCAGGAGAGUGACAAGGACGCUCACUUGAUUCCUGACCACACGAUCCGAGCCUUGGGACACAUCGCCGUGGCCCUGAGGGACACCCCGAAGGUCAUGGAGCCGAUUCUGCAGAUCCUGCAGCAGAAAUUCUGCCAGCCCCCGUCCCCGCUCGACGUGCUCAUCAUCGACCAGCUGGGCUGCCUGGUGAUCACCGGAAACCAAUACAUUUAUCAGGAAGUGUGGAACCUCUUCCAGCAGAUCAGUGUGAAGGCCAGCUCUGUCGUGUACUCGGCCACCAAAGAUUACAAGGACCACGGUUACAGGCACUGCUCCCUGGCGGUGAUCAACGCCCUGGCCAACAUCGCGGCCAACAUCCAGGACGAGCAGCUCGUGGACGAGCUGCUCAUGAACCUGCUGGAGCUGUUCGUGCAGCUGGGGCUGGAGGGCAAGCGGGCCAGCGAGCGGGCCAGCGAGAAGGGGCCUGCCCUGUAGGCUUCCAGCAGCGCGGGGAACUUGGGCGUCCUCAUCCCUGUGAUCGCUGUGCUCACCAGGCGACUGCCGCCCAUCAAGGAAGCCAAGCCCCGGUUACAGAAGCUCUUCCGGGACUUCUGGCUGUAUUCCGUGCUGAUGGGAUUCGCCGUGGAGGGGUCAGGACUCUGGCCAGAAGAGUGGUACGAGGGGGUCUGCGAAAUAGCCACCAAGUCCCCCCUGCUGACCUUUCCCAGCAAAGAGCCGCUGCGGUCUGUCCUCCAGUACAACUCAGCCAUGAAGAACGACACGGUCACGCCCGCUGAGCUGAGCGAGCUCCGCAGCACCAUCAUCAACCUGCUGGACCCUCCUCCGGAAGUGUCCGCCCUCAUCAACAAGCUGGACUUUGCCAUGUCCACCUACCUCCUGUCUGUGUACCGGCUAGAGUACAUGAGGGUACUGCGUUCAACAGAUCCCGAUCGCUUCCAGGUAAUGUUCUGCUACUUUGAGGAUAAAGCUAUUCAGAAAGACAAAUCUGGAAUGAUGCAGUGUGUGAUCGCCGUCGCCGACAAAGUGUUCGACGCCUUCCUGAACAUGAUGGCGGAUAAAGUAAGGUUUCCCCACUUGCUCUGGAGCGGGACUGUGCUGAAGACCAUGCUGGACAUCCUGCAGACCCUGUCACUGUCGCUGAGUGCCGAUAUUCACAAGGACCAACCUUACUACGACAUUCCGGACGCCCCCUAUCGGAUCACGGUCCCUGACACCUAUGAGGCCAGAGAGAGCAUCGUGAAGGACUUCGCCGCGCGCUGCGGCCAGUGGGUGUGGGAGGCCACCAGGUGGAGCCCGUGACUGGUGAAAUCGCACGCUUUGCUUCUAUUUCAGGAAUAUCUGAAUAAACACCAGAACUGGGUGUCAGGACUGUCCCAGCACACGGGCCUGGCCAUGGCCACCGAGAGCAUCCUUCACUUUGCCGGCUACAACAAGCAGAACACGACCCUCGGGGCGACUCAGCUGACCGAGCGCCCGGCCUGCGUGAAGAAGGACUACUCCAGCUUCAUGGCGUCCCUGAAUCUGCGUAACCGCUACGCAGGCGAGGUGUACGGAAUGAUUCGGUUCUCAGGCGCCACAGGCCAAGUGUCUGACCUGAACAGGAUGCUGGUCCAGGACCUGAACACCGCGCUGGACCACGGCAGUCCUCAGCUGUACACGCAGGCCAUGUUCAAGCUGACCGCCAUGCUCAUCAGCAGCAAAGAUUGUGACCCGCAGCUCCUGCAUCACCUGUGUUGGGGUCCCCUCCGGAUGUUCAACGAACAUGGCAUGGAGACCGCCCUGGCCUGCUGGGAGUGGCUGCUGGCCGGCAAGAACGGCGUGGAAGUGCCGUUCAUGCGGGAGAUGGCGGGGGCCUGGCACAUGACGGUGGAGCAGAAGUUCGGCCUGUUCUCUGCGGAGAUUAAGGAGGCCGACCCGCUGGCAGCGUCGGAAGCCAGCCAGCCCAAGCCCUGUCCCCCCGAAGUGACCCCACACUACAUCUGGAUCGAUUUCCUGGUGCAGCGGUUCGAGAUCGCCAAGUACUGCAGCUCGGACCAGGUGGAGAUCUUCUCCAGCCUGCUGCAGCGCUCCAUGUCCCUGAACAUCGGCGGCGCUAAGGGGAGCAUGAACCGGCACGUGGCAGCCAUCGGGCCCCGCUUCAAACUGCUGACCCUGGGGCUGUCCCUCCUGCACGCGGACGUGGUGCCCAACGCGACCAUCCGCAACGUGCUCCGAGAGAAGAUCUACUCCACCGCCUUCGACUACUUCAGUUGCCCCCCGAAGUUCCCUACUCAAGGAGAAAAGAGGCUGCGGGAAGACAUAAGCAUCAUGAUCAAAUUUUGGACCGCCAUGUUCUCGGACAAGAAGUACCUGACAGCCAGCCAGCUUGUGCCCCCAGAUAACCAGGACACCCGGAGCAACCUGGACAUAACCGUGGGCUCUCGGCAGCAAGCCACGCAGGGCUGGAUCAACACCUACCCCCUGUCCAGCGGCAUGUCUACCAUUUCCAAGAAGUCAGGUAUGUCUAAGAAAACCAACCGUGGCUCCCAGCUGCACAAGUACUACAUGAAGCGCAGGACGCUGCUGCUGUCCCUGCUGGCCACCGAGGUCGAGCGUCUCAUCACGUGGUACAACCCGCUGUCAGCCCCCGAGCUGGAGCUGGACCAGGCUGGAGAGAACAGCGUGGCCAACUGGCGCUCCAAGUACAUCAGCCUGAGCGAGAAGCAGUGGAAGGACAACGUGAACCUGGCCUGGAGCAUCUCGCCCUACCUGGCCGUGCAGCUGCCAGCCAGGUUUAAGAACACAGAAGCCAUCGGAAACGAAGUGACCCGUCUAGUCCGGUUGGACCCAGGAGCCGUUAGUGACGUCCCCGAAGCCAUCAAGUUCCUCGUCACCUGGCACACCAUCGACGCCGACGCACCGGAGCUCAGCCACGUGCUGUGUUGGGCGCCCACGGACCCACCCACCGGCCUCUCCUACUUCUCCAGCAUGUACCCACCGCACCCCCUGACGGCGCAGUACGGCGUGAAAGUCCUGCGGUCCUUCCCCCCGGAUGCCAUCCUGUUCUACAUCCCCCAGAUCGUGCAGGCCCUCAGGUAUGACAAGGUAAGCCACUCACAGCGCUCUCGCUGCCAGCCUCACACCAGCCUGGUCCCUGCUCAUUGCGGAGGGGGAGAGGGGAUCCAGCAAGUUGCCCGAAGGCUCUGCAGCGGCCGCAGAGCUCAGCCCCUCUGUCCGUCUGCAGCUGACAUCGGCGACCUCUUGGAGCAGUUAGUGGAGGAGAUCACGGGCUCCCUGUCGGGCCCUGCCAAGGAUUUCUACCAGCGGGAGUUUGACUUCUUCAACAAGAUCACCAACGUGUCGGCCAUCAUCAAGCCCUACCCGAAAGGCGACGAGAGGAAGAAGGCGUGUCUGUCGGCUCUGUCGGAGGUGAAGGUGCAGCCGGGCUGCUACCUGCCCAGCAACCCCGAGGCCAUCGUGCUGGACAUCGACUACAAGUCGGGGACGCCGAUGCAGAGCGCUGCGAAAGCCCCCUAUCUGGCCAAAUUUAAGGUGAAACGGUGUGGAGUUAGCGAGCUCGAGAGAGAAGGCCUGCGGUGCCGCUCCGACUCCGAGGACGAGUGCGGCUCGCAGGAAGCGGACGGCCAGAAGAUCUCCUGGCAGGCGGCCAUCUUCAAAGUGGGGGACGACUGCCGGCAGGACAUGCUGGCCCUGCAGAUCAUCGACCUGUUCAAGAACAUCUUCCAGCUGGUCGGCCUGGACCUCUUCGUCUUCCCCUACCGCGUGGUGGCCACUGCCCCCGGGUGCGGCGUGAUCGAGUGCAUCCCCGACUGCACGUCCCGAGACCAACUGGGCCGCCAGACCGACUUCGGCAUGUACGACUACUUCACGCGCCAGUACGGGGACGAGUCCACCCUGGCCUUCCAGCAGGCGCGCUACAACUUCAUCCGGAGCAUGGCGGCCUACAGCCUGCUGCUGUUCCUGCUGCAGAUCAAGGACAGGCACAACGGCAACAUCAUGCUGGACAGGAAGGGCCACAUCAUCCACAUCGACUUCGGCUUCAUGUUCGAGAGCUCCCCGGGCGGCAACCUGGGCUGGGAGCCCGACAUCAAGCUGACGGACGAGAUGGUGAUGAUCAUGGGCGGCAAGAUGGAGGCCACGCCCUUCAAGUGGUUCAUGGAGAUGUGCGUCCGCGGGUACCUGGCCGUGCGGCCCUACAUGGACGCCGUCGUCUCCCUGGUCACGCUCAUGCUGGACACGGGCCUGCCCUGCUUCCGAGGCCAGACAAUCAAGCUCUUGAAGCACAGGUUCAGCCCCAACAUGACGGAGCGCGAGGCCGCCAACUUCAUCAUGAAGGUCAUCCAGAGCUGCUUCCUCAGCAACAGGAGCCGGACCUACGACAUGAUCCAGUACUAUCAGAACGACAUCCCCUACUGAGGAGCCUCAGGGCCACCUCCACCAGGCAGCCCUCCCGGGAGCCUUCCCGCAAUCAUGGAGCCGAGUGACCACCCGCCCACCCCUCCGCCAUGGCCCCGCCACUGCAUCCUGUUCUUGUAGGGAACACAGACUGUAGCCCUCAGAGCCCAGCAGGACCCUGUAGGUGUGGCACAGGUGGGCCCUGCUCCGGCAGCGCCCCAGGGACCGAGACAAUCACCAACGGUACGUGACGCGGGGGCGGGCAGCCACGCUCGCUCCGGACACGCCUGCCCGUCAUGUUCCGUGGGUACAUGGAGUAUUUUCUUGUGUGUUAAAAAAGAAAAAUUAUAUUCAAGAUUUAAACAACAUGGACAAAAUAAAACCCAAAAAACGU